Papaver somniferum (opium poppy) is the source of this 800-nucleotide messenger RNA. Its product is annotated as glutathione transferase GST 23-like. The transcript is spliced from 2 exons. Gene Ontology annotation, molecular function: glutathione transferase activity. Gene Ontology annotation, biological process: glutathione metabolic process. Lineage: Eukaryota; Viridiplantae; Streptophyta; Magnoliopsida; Ranunculales; Papaveraceae. The record is from RefSeq and is a predicted model, not a curated record. Gene Ontology annotation, cellular component: cytoplasm. Bases 24 to 677 code for a protein of 217 amino acids.
AAAAAAACAAGUUUGAAUAGAUAAUGGAAGAUUUGAAGUUACUUAGUGUAUGGUAUAGCCCUUAUGGCUGCAGAAUUAAAUGUGCUCUGCAACUGAAAGGAUUAGAUUAUGAAUACAUAGAGGAAGAUCUUUCAAACAAGAGCGAUUUACUCCUUCAAUACAACCCAGUUCAUAAGAAAGUUCCUGUUCUUGUUCAUGGUGGAAAUCCCGUUGUUGAAUCGUUGAUCAUACUGGAAUACAUCGAUGAGACAUGGCCAGAAAAAUACCCAAUACUCCCUAAAGAUCCUUAUGAACGAUCUAAAGCUCGUUUCUGGGCCAAAUUUAUGGAAGACAAGGAAUUAAUUUUUUGGGGUUUAGUUCAAGCUACUGUGGAAACGAAAGAGGAAAAAAUCAACGAAAUCAUGGGAAUGCUGAAAACCAUUGAAGAACAAGGACUGGGAGACAGGAAAUUUUUCGGCGGAGAUGAUAUCGGAUUCGUGGACUUGGCAUUUGGAACCUUCUUCCGGUGGUUCAAAGCAGUUGAAGAGCUGAAAGGAAUUAAGAUAUUUGAAACUUGUACCCGUUUGCAGACGUGGUUCGAAAGGUUCAAUGAAGUGGCUGUAGUGAAAGAAAACUUACCAAGUGUGGAUGAAUUGGUCGCUCACUACAAACCUCUAUUUUUGGCUAAAUAUGGCUAGAGUUGUUGUAUUUAUCACUCACUUAGCUUGAAAUUUAAUCUAAGAAAUUUGUAUUGUAUCUUCUCAGUUAUUGUAACGUACUACUUCCUUUCCACUUUAGACGAUGUUUUUGGAGUUUUCACG